AUGUUGGAGGAGGAUGAAACACAUAGUCCACCAGAGCAAAUUACUGAAGAUUGCUACAAAAAAGCCGUGGAUUACGUCGAAUAUCUACAUGCACAGAAAGAAAUGUUUGCUGAAUUCGUUAAAGCUAUUGUUGAGCCUGCUACAGAGAAACCGAGGACACAGCCAACGGAGAUCGACAUCUCUACUGCCAUCAUACGUUUUCCAGGACGACUGGUUACUUAUCAAGCCUUCAAGAAGUUCAGCCCCCGCUCUUUGAGAAGUGUUCAGAAGCCAGAAUAUGAUCACUGCACCCAAACACUUAAACGGUAUGGCCAUGUUGAAGAAAUCCGCGUCCCUCGAAGCGCCCAGAAGGUUCGCGUUUUUAUUAAGAAAACAACCGAUGAAAUUGUCCAUUGGCCGGCGGAUGCUCCAUGCACGCGAGAAGAAUAUGGAGAACGAAUUUCCGAGCCAGUAAACAGGCUUAUCACAGAGAAUAUUAGAACUGCACUUGUCAAUGCUGGACAUAUCACACGCGCGGACAUUGCAUAA
This is a messenger RNA of Porites lobata, 528 nucleotides long. The record is from the annotation of a GenBank genome assembly. NCBI's taxonomy places the organism in Eukaryota, Metazoa, Cnidaria, Anthozoa, Scleractinia, Poritidae.